Messenger RNA from Sporothrix schenckii 1099-18, 1869 nucleotides. RefSeq names its product sorting nexin 1. The record is from RefSeq and is a predicted model, not a curated record. NCBI's taxonomy places the organism in Eukaryota, Fungi, Ascomycota, Sordariomycetes, Ophiostomatales, Ophiostomataceae. Gene Ontology annotation, molecular function: phosphatidylinositol binding. Bases 1 to 1869 code for a protein of 622 amino acids. Gene Ontology annotation, cellular component: endosome. Gene Ontology annotation, biological process: retrograde transport, endosome to Golgi; protein retention in Golgi apparatus. The transcript is spliced from 3 exons.
AUGGACCCCCUCGAAGAAGCUCCAUGGGCCGACACUCCCCCUCAAUCAACCACCUCCGUGACAACAGCGCUAGAUGACGACGCGGCGAUAACUUCGUCGACUGCGUCUAACAAGCCAACCUCCCUAACGCCGUCAUCGGCCAUGUCCUCUUCGGGGGGUCGAUCGUCGCGCGUAACACCUCGUCGGCUUGUGGCCCAACCCACGCGCCUACAGGUGGUCGAGGAUGAUCCGCUCGGCCCGUUGGGAUCUGCCGGCAGCACUUCAGUACAGGCUGGCGGUAAUGCUACCAGCUUGGGAGGCUUGGAGUCCCCGCCCGUGCCUCCCUCGAAGGAGUUAUCCUUACCUUUGCGCACAACUAUACCGACGACAUCCGGUGGAACAGCACGGGGCCCACCGGACCCGCAUCGCAUCGUCGAUGACGACGCCGACAAUAAUUAUGGUAGGGCACCGAGGGCGCCCCCCCCCGUCGCUGCCGCGCAGCUGAGUCCAAUUCGAACGACGAGCCGGCCGAGCGUUAGCGUUGAGCAGGCUGCGAAACCGACAUUCUCAAUUACUGUCGGUGACCCGCACAAGGUUGGUGGUGCUACGGGUUCGCACAUUGAGUACAGUGUCAAGACAAAGACCACUUCUAAAGCUUACAAGCAUGGGGAAUUCGUCGUCAACAGACGCUACCGCGAUUUCCUGUGGCUGUAUAACCAGCUGCAUGCUAAUAGCCCAGGUGUUGUCGUUCCCCCUCCGCCAGAGAAGCAGGCUAUGGGCCGCUUCGAAAGCAACUUUGUUGAAUCAAGAAGGGCGGCCCUCGAGAAAAUGCUCAACAAGGCUGCUGCGCACCCAACGCUGCAGCAUGAUGGCGACCUUAAACUGUUUUUAGAGAGCGAGGCGUUCAACGUCGAUGUGAAGCACAAAGAACGCAAAGAGCCCAAUCUGGGUGAAAGCAAAGGCAUCAUGAGCAGCUUGGGUAUCAACGUUGGUGGUGGCGUCAAGUUUGUUGAGCAGGAUGAUUGGUUCCACGAUCGCAAGAUCUAUUUAGAUGCACUGGAAAACCAGUUGAAGGCGCUUUUGAAGGCUAUGGACACAAUGGUGAACCAGCGCAAGGCUAUGGCCGAAGCAGCGGGAGAAUUCGCUGCAUCGUUACACGCUUUAUCCACCGUCGAACUGUCGCCAGGAUUAUCGGGCCCGCUGGAGGCCCUCUCGGACUUGCAGGUAACCAUUCGCGAUGUCUAUGAUCGUCAAGCCCAGCAGGAUGUGCUCACCUUCGGUAUCACCAUUGAUGAGUACAUUCGCUUGAUUGGUAGCAUCAAGCAAGCCUUCUCGCAGCGCCAAAAGGCCUUUUACAGUUGGCAUACCGCGGAUGCAGAGCUCCAGAAGCGAAAAUCUUCACAGGACAAACUUCUACGGCAGGGCAAGAGUCAACAAGAUCGUCUCAACCAAAUCAACGCCGAAGUAGCAGAUGCAGAAAAGAAAGUCCACCAGGCCAGGCUUCUCUUUGAGGACAUGGGCCGCUUGAUGCGAAACGAGCUGGACAGGUUUGAAAAGGAAAAGGUGGAAGAUUUCAAGAGUGGUGUGGAGACUUUCCUGGAAAGCUCAGUGGAGGCACAAAAAGAGGUUCGUGCGAUUGCCAAACACGUAUCAUGCUCAUCUCUAUAUAUUUCGCACCUGCCCCGAUCCCAUCGUAAAUUUGAAGAAGAACGAACCGCUGACCGUCUUAUACAGUUGAUUGAGAAGUGGGAGACCUUUCUCAUGCAGCUUGAUGCUGAGGAUGACGAGACUGUCUUUUACAGGCCCCCCGUCUUUCAUCCGAAUAGCAAACCAGCUGGAGACACGGCGGUGGACCGGGCCAGAGCCCGGAUCGACGAAGAGUCAGACUAG